AUGGGGAUCAGCGCUCUCCUCAUCAGACUGUUGAUGGCCAUCAUGAUUCAUCUGGAUGUGCAGGAUCAGAAAGUUGCUGGUCCUGUGAUCCUGGAGAGUCCUGCUGUUCCUGCGUUGAUGGAAGAAAUUGUGACUCUGAGCUGCAGAAACAAAACUCAUUCCUCCAACUUUAAGGCUGAGUUCUACAAAAAUAGACGUUCCAUCCAUAAAACCUCCACAGGAAACAUGACCAUCCAGAGAGUUUCAAAGUCAGAUGAAGGACAUUACAAGUGUAGCAUCUCAGGAGCUGGAGAAUCACCAGAGAGCUGGCUGAACGUCACAGCAUUCAUCCAAGCAGAAGCAGGAACCAGCAGAGCAAUGUCUUCAGCAGGUCCACAGCAACCCGUAGCAGUGGAGUCCUUCUAUUCUACUAAACAAAAGAAAGCUGCUGGUCCAGAUAACAUUCCUGGAAGAGUGUUCAGAGAAUGCGCAGACCAGCUGACAGAUGUCCUCACUGACAUCUUCAGCCUCUCCGUGAACACUGAUGUCGUCCCAACAUGCCUCAUGGUCACCACUAUCAUUCCUGUACCAAAGAAGUCCUCAGUGUCCUGCCUGCGGCGACUACCAUCCUUUGCACUCACACCGAUCAUGAUGAAGUGCUUUGAGAGGCUUAUCAUGAAGCACAUUAAGACCUGGCUGCCACCCACACUGGACCAACUGCAGUUCGCCUAUCGCCCAAACCGGUCAGCAGAUGAUGCCAUCGCCACUACCCUACAUUUUGCCCUCACCCACUUGGACAAUAAAGACACAUAUACUUCAGUCCGGAUCAGUAACAGCAUCUCCAACACCAGAGCACUGAGCACUGGAGCCCCUCAGGUCUGUGUGCUCAUCCCACUGCUGUUCACUCUGUUGACUCACAACUGUGCAGCAAUGCCCAGUUUGAACCACCUCAUUAAGUUUGACACAACUGUGGUGGGUCUCAUCAGCAAGGAUGAUGAGUCAGAAUACAAAGCUGGUUCUGUGAUCCUGGAGAGUCCUGCUGUUCCUGUGAUGGAGGGAGAAGCUGUGACUCUGAGCUGCAGGAACAAGACAACUUCCUCCAACUUCACAGCUGAUUUCUACAAAGAUGGACGUCACAUCUGGAAGAGCUCCACAGGAAACAUGACCAUCGGCAGAGUUUUAUAUUCUCAUGAAGGACUUUACAAAUGCAGCAUUUCAGGAGCUGGAGAGUCACCAGUGAGCUGGCUGAAUGUCACAGGUCAGAACACAGAUGAAGAUGAAUUGUCUUCUGGAGCCUGUUACUACCUCGUAGAACAGGAGUACGCUGUAGUAGAUGAAGGCAGGCAGAAAGAGAGGACCCAAAAUGCAGGACUCACGGAGGCAGAAGUAACUCAAAAUGCUCAGGUAACUAUUGUAGAAGCAAGUGGUCGCGUUGGUGGACGGGUUGAAACCUACAGAAAUGAAAAAGAUGGGUGGUAUGCUGAACUGGGGGCCAUGAGGAUCCCAAGUUUUCACCGAAUUGUGCAAUGGUUUGCUGAUGACCUAGGGGUCAAAUUGAAUGAAUUCAUCAUGGAUAACCCUAACACCUUUUACCAUGUUAAUGGAAAGCGGAAAAGAACAUUUGAAGCACAAGCAAAUCCCGAUGUUCUUGGGUACAACGUGUGGCCAAGUGAGAAAGGGAAGUCACCAGAUGAACUCCUUCAGCAAGCUUUACAGAAGGUGAGAAAAAAGGAAGAGAGUCAAACGUCUCUGGAGUACCUGAAAGAAGAAGGAGAUCUGAGCCCCGAAGCAUUGAGAAUGAUUGGAGAACUGCUCAACGAACAGAGUCUUAUGUACACUGCACUUAGUGAGAUGAUCUAUGACCAAACUGACAUCAGUGACAGCACCAAGUACUUUGAAGUUGUUGGUGGGUCUGAUCUUCUCCCCAAAGCUUUUCUUACUGUCCUUGAUAUCCCUAUUCUCCUGAACUCUAGAGUCAAGCGUAUCAGUCACUCACACAAAGGAGUCGUUGUAUCAUACCAAACCGGACAACAGUCCUCUCUUACUGAUCUUCAGGCUGAUGUUGUCCUAGUAACAACCACAACAAAAGCAGCUCUUUUUAUGGAUUUCAUCCCACCUCUGUCCCCCAAAAAGAUGGAGGCACUGAGGGCUGUCCAUUAUGACAGCUCCACUAAAAUCCUCCUCACCUUUAACAACAAGUUCUGGGAAAACGACGGUAUCCGAGGAGGAAAGAGCAUCACAUACGGGCCUACUCGUUUCAUCUACUAUCCCAGCCACAGUUUCCAAAAAAAUAAAACCAUCGGUGUCCUCCUGGCUUCCUACACCUGGGGUGAUGAUUCACUACUCUUCCUAGGUGCAAGUGAUGAAGCCCUCAAAGAGCUGGCUCUGAGCGAUUUGGCAAAGAUUCACGGUGAGCAGGUGUGGGAUUUCUGCACUGGGGUGGUGGUGAAAAAGUGGAGCAUGGAUCCUUACAGCCUUGGUGCCUUUGCUCUGUUCACACCCUACCAACACUUAGAGUAUGCUAAGGAGCUCUUUAAAAGUGAAGGCAGGGUCCACUUUGCUGGUGAACACAUAGCCUUCCCUCAUGCUUGGAUUGAGACGUCCAUGAAAUCCGCAAUAAGGGCAGCGAAAAACAUUAACAGAGCUGUGCUGCUGAAUUCAGAGUCAGCUAAAUGUCGAAAAAGAAAUGAACUCUAG
Messenger RNA from Neolamprologus brichardi, 2676 nucleotides. The record is from RefSeq and is a predicted model, not a curated record. Lineage: Eukaryota; Metazoa; Chordata; Actinopteri; Cichliformes; Cichlidae.